AUGGCAUCCUUACCCGAGAGGCUUAGGAUCGACCACUUGUGUAUACGUCCUAAUGGAGAUGCCACAAAGGCAAUCACGCACAAUGGCCAAGACGGUGCUCCACACGCCAGAUCCGCGAGGGGCGCCACUCCCCCCGCCCCCCUCUCUUCUAUCACAGAUCCUACAAUGAUCCCUACCACCGCCACCGCACCCACACAACACAACACCCCCAUCCACCGUACCCCCACCCCCCCAACUCCAUUCCCCUACACCCUCCAGCCCAAUCACCAACCCUCCAUCCCAACUCCCACCCAGCCCUCCAACCCACCCACGCCGCCAGCCUCUCCCUCCCGCGCACCGUCCCCCACACAACCCUGUCCCCCCUACCACCCCAACCCCAUCCUCCCCCCACUAUCGCCGCCGCUUCCCUACACUCCCCCACCAUGCGACCCCCCUCCCUCUCUACCCCCCCCCUCCGGCCUCUUAUCCGCUAGUCACACCCCAACCAUCACUCCGCCCCUCAGCCCAGCCCCCCGCCACCCUCCCGCCCCCUACACCCCCACCGUGCCACCCCUAACCUCCAUUGUCGCGCCCCACUCCUCACUAGUUAACCCCACCCCCCCACCCCCCUCCCCUGUCCCCACCACCACCCAACACACCCCGGCCAACCCACCCACCCCCUCAACAUUCACCGCUCCCCCUCACCCCCGACUCCACCCGGUCCCUCACCCACCCCUCCAGCGACCCCUAUCCCCCCGGAGUCACUCGCCUCCCCGACGCAUCCACCCGCCCUAG
Messenger RNA from Homalodisca vitripennis (glassy-winged sharpshooter), 774 nucleotides. RefSeq names its product extensin-like. Bases 1 to 774 code for a protein of 257 amino acids. The transcript has 3 exons. NCBI's taxonomy places the organism in Eukaryota, Metazoa, Arthropoda, Insecta, Hemiptera, Cicadellidae. The record is from RefSeq and is a predicted model, not a curated record.